Molecule: messenger RNA, 1702 nt
Organism: Coccinella septempunctata (seven-spotted ladybird)
Lineage: Eukaryota; Metazoa; Arthropoda; Insecta; Coleoptera; Coccinellidae
Exons: 5
Coding region: 182-1090 (302 amino acids)
Biological process (GO): regulation of DNA-templated transcription
Cellular component (GO): nucleus
Molecular function (GO): DNA binding; zinc ion binding
Source: RefSeq, a predicted model, not a curated record
CAUUUUUGUCAUUUCGCUGACGACUGUGACACUUGACAUUUUAUUCGUUCGUAAAUAGGCCAUCAGAAAAUAAGGGGAAAAAUAUUAAAAUAAUUUCUUUCAAAAUCAACCCUGCUACAAAUUAUUAAUCAGGAUUCGAAGACUUUAUCUCAUACUGAUACGACUUAAUUUUAUUUUAAUUAUGAAUGAGGAAGAGCUGAAAGUUUGUAGACUAUGUUUGAGGCUUCUUUUCAAGGAGAAAUUUUUCGAUAUCAAUUAUGUUGAACCGAUUUCUGGAUUCAUGCCGUUCCGAGAUCAGAUCACAACUUGUAUGCCUGAGCUUGCCCUAGAUAUUCUGCCAGAAUGUUUUAUAUGCCUGAAUUGUGCAGAUUCUUUGAAGGCUGCAUACGAGUUCAAAAAUAAUUGUUUAAUGAUCGAGGAAAGGAUCAAACAGUACUUUGACUCCUUGUCUCCUGAUAGCAGUUGUGAAUUGUUGAGUCUUUCCAAAUUCGCAAGACACAAAUCGGAGGAAGAAAAUUUGAGUGAAAACGAGAAUAAUAUUUCUCUCGAUUUAGAAAUUCCAUGUGCGGAAGUGAGAGAACAAAAUAUAGAAGAAGUAGACCUAACAGCGGUUGAACCUAGUAACGCUGAAGAAUCAUUUUCCUUGCCAUCGUUUGUGUGUUCGAUUUGUCAGGAUAUUUUUAGGACAACUAGAGAAUUGGUUAAGCAUAAGAAAACUACUCACUGUUCUCCGUUUGUCUGUAAUUUUUGUAAUCAAGAAUUUAGAAGUCUUUUUUUAUUAAGGCAGCAUAAUACUCUUUGUAAAGACAAAGAAUCUAAAAUACCUUGGGGUAAAGCCUCGCAAAAAAGACCUCAUCUACCAGCUAAAGCCAAAAAUCAUCUCACAGAAUGGCUUUUCCACCACCAACAGCACCCAUAUCCUACGGAUUACGAGAAACAAUGUCUGAUGAAAGAGACAAAUCUGACACUCGUCCAAGUUGAAAAUUGGUUUAUAAACGCAAGACGUAGAGUGCUUUUAGAUUUUUCCAGAAGAAGAAGAUACAUCAGUAAGAUCAAACCUCCGACCAGUGAAUCUCAAGUGUUGUCUUGAAUUUGUUGAUCAAAUUUCGGUUCUGUAAUAAUUUCUACGGAUUUACGAUAUUUCGAUAUUUUACUUACUAGUUUAAGAUUAAACGAUUGUUUUAAAUAUGAUUAUGUGAGAAGAAACGAAUGAGACGAGUUGUAAAUAUAUUAACUGUUAUUUCUCUUAUUAACUUUGGUUGUUGAUGAUGGGUUUAAAACUUUUUUAGUAGACAAUUGGCUGUCUUCGUGUUCUCAUUCGAAAUCGAUUGAAAUUAUGUUGUAGUUUUCGCUGAUAUUCCAUUCUUUUCUUCCAGUUGUUGAUUAUAAUUUGAAAAUUUAAAAAUGAAUCAUUUUUCAUGUCUUGAGAUACUUGGCCGUACUAAGAAUUUAAUACUUGUUGAUCCUAAACGGUUUUUAAUUUAUUUUUGAUAUGUUUAAGUUUAUAAAAUUUCCCAUAUUCCCUUAGUAUAAAAGAGUACUACUUUUCUUUGUAUAUAUAACUUUUGAAUUGUUUAUCUUGUUAUUAUAUUGAUAUCGUACAAAUUUAUAAUUUAGUUUUUAUGUACGGAAUAUUUUUUUAUAAGGAAUGUUAUACUUUGGCAAUUCAAUCUGAUUAAAAAUAAAGAAACUUUUUAAUAGA